This is a messenger RNA of Stomoxys calcitrans (stable fly), 461 nucleotides long. Its product is annotated as juvenile hormone acid O-methyltransferase. The transcript is spliced from 2 exons. Lineage: Eukaryota; Metazoa; Arthropoda; Insecta; Diptera; Muscidae. The coding region runs from base 15 to 461 and encodes 148 amino acids. The record is from RefSeq and is a predicted model, not a curated record.
UCCAUUGAGCAGUAAUGAAUUCACCGAAUUUAUACCAGAAAGCCCGCAAAGCACAAACCGAAGAUGCAUCACAGUUUCUGGAGGAAUUCUUUCCCAAACUCAACUGGCGCCCAGAUGGUCACGAUAGUCUAAUCGAUAUUGGUUCUGGCACUGGUGACCUAUUGUACGACUUGGUCCACUCCAGAAUGCCCCAAAGUGUCGAACGCAUUGUUUGCUCUGAUAUAAAUCCUAAUAUGAUAAAAUUCGCCCAAGAGACUUAUGGCACCGAAUCAAAGUGGGAAUUUCAAAUUUUGGAUAUUGAAAACAAAGAAGGUUUCGUUGAGGAUUUCAGAGGUACAUUUGAUCAUUUAACAUCGUUCUAUGUGCUGCACUGGACUAAAAGCUUAAGCUGGCUGGCCGGUCAUGACGAUCGUAGGUAUGAAUGGUUGUGUGGCUGGGCCAUGCGUAUCUAUGUAAAUUAA